AUGCUUAUCAUUCAUAUUAGUUACAGCAAAUGUAGUAAGGACAUGCUUUAUGAAUUCCAAAAAGUCAUUACUAGUUGUGUCUUUUCUUUUUUACAGCUAGCGUAUCAUCAGUUUGUUUUUGCUGUAGUGAUAUUAUCCUCUCGUGAAAGAGCAAUAAAACCAUCUUUGCAAAUGGCGCCUAGGAUACAGACGUUUGGUACCUUUUAUUUUGCAAUAUAUUCCUAUUUCACACCAACUAUAAGAGCGGUGCAUGUCUCUAUUGAAUCUGGCCUUAUCAAUAAACAUACAGUCAUUCAUAAAAUCUAUUUUUUGAUGAAUCUAGAAGUUUACUAUAUCAUACGGUUUAAUUACAGUUUCUUCACUGUAUCGUACAAAAUAUUGCGGGAUAAUGCGUUUAGAAGUGAGAUGACAUAUUUUUCUUUUCUUUU
Molecule: messenger RNA, 428 nt
Organism: Cokeromyces recurvatus
Lineage: Eukaryota; Fungi; Mucoromycota; Mucoromycetes; Mucorales; Mucoraceae
Exons: 1
Source: RefSeq, a predicted model, not a curated record